Molecule: messenger RNA, 2483 nt
Organism: Gallus gallus (chicken)
Lineage: Eukaryota; Metazoa; Chordata; Aves; Galliformes; Phasianidae
Gene: ASPHD1
Product: aspartate beta-hydroxylase domain containing 1
Exons: 4
Coding region: 336-1367 (343 amino acids)
Source: RefSeq, a predicted model, not a curated record
GGGGCCCGCAGGCUGUGCCGCCCGGCGCGGUGCCGGCGGGGGCGGCGCGGGCCCCUCCUGCCCGGGCUGCUGGGAGUUGUGGUCCGAGGAGGCGGCGAACGGAGCGGAGCGGAGCGGCGGCCCCGCACGUCCCCGCACGGCAGCAGCAGAGCCCCCCAGCGCUGCAUAUCGGGAUGAGGUGGGCACGGUGCUGCUGACCCCCAACUCCCAGGAGCAUGCCGAGCUGGGCCCGGCCGCGGCCCUGCACCCCCAUGGCAGUGCUGCAUGGAGUGGGUGCCCCUUCACAGCACCAGGACUGAGCGCCGGGCCCCCCCUGCGCCCUUCACCACCCCACCAUGCCUCUGGUGUGGCUGCCGGACUGGAGCUGCUCCCUGGACGGGCUGCGGGAUUUCAUUGCCGCCGGCAUCCAGUCGUUCCGGGACUGCGACGGCGGCGCUCUGCUGGCCGUGGGCUGCCUGCUGCUGCUCUUUGUCUGGUACUGCUACCACGUGGGUCGCGAGCAGCCCCGCGCCUACCCCGCCGUCAAUGCGUUGAUGCAGGGCGCCGAGGCCAACGGCGUGCAGAACGGCUUCGUCUACUGCCACGCGCCCGAGUGCGCGCGCUGCUCGCCCCACGAUGGCCUCAACCAGAAGCUCUACCACAACCUGCAGGAGUACGCCAAGCGCUAUUCCUGGUCCGGCAUGGGCAGGAUCCAUAAGGGCAUCCGUGAGCAGGGCCGCUACCUCAACAGCCGGCCCUCCAUCCAGAAGCCGGAGGUGUUCUUCCUGCCCGACCUGCCCACCGCCCCCUACUUCUCGCGGGACGCUCAGAAGCACGACGUGGAGGUGCUGGAGCGCAACUUCCAGACCAUCCUGUGCGAGUUUGAGAGCCUCUACAAAGCGUUCUCAAACUGCAGCCUCCCACAAGGAUGGAAAAUGAACAGCACGCCCAGCGGGGAGUGGUUCACCUUCUACCUGGUGAACCAGGGCAUGUGCGUGCCCAGGAACUGCAGGAGAUGCCCACGGACGUACCGCUUGCUCGGCAGCCUUCGCACCUGCAUUGGCAACAAUGUCUUUGGGAACGCUUGUAUCUCUGUGCUGAGCCCUGGCACCGUCAUCGCCGAGCACUACGGCCCCACCAACAUCCGCAUCCGCUGCCACCUGGGUCUGAAGACCCCCAGCAACUGUGAGCUGGUGGUGGGGGGUGAGCCGCAGUGCUGGGCUGAGGGUCGCUGCCUGCUCUUUGAUGACUCCUUCCUGCACACCGCCUUUCAUGAAGGUCCUCCCGAGGAGGGUCCCCGUGUGGUCUUCAUGGUGGACCUUUGGCAUCCCAACGUGGCAGCCGCCGAGCGCCAGGCGCUGGAUUUCAUCUUCGCCCCAGGACGCUGAAGCCACCGCCGUGCUGUCAGGGUGAGGGCACCGCAGCUCCAGCGCCGCCUGCGGCCGCUGCCCAGGGCAGGGGCUUCCUCACAGUGCCGGGGUCUCCUCCUGUGAGUCUUGUAAAUGGAACCUUCGACGUGUAUCAGCGGCAUCUCUUUCCUUCCAUCAAGGCUUCAGGGAUUAUUUUCCACCAUGGCGGUGCAUCGCGUUCCCUCCAUGGUUAGAUGCAGUCCCACUCCCAUCCGUGUUAUGUUGCUCGUGUUUCGCAGUGUUCAGAAGUAGAGUUACAAGGGUGUUUGUUUGAAUGUAAUAAUGUAAAGUUUCUCGUGGUCAUCAAAAGGACAACGCUCACGUGCCCAAGACAGCAAAGCAGGGUGAAGCACUGCGCUCAGCCUGCCCCUGCCCAGCUUGCAGCCCCCAUGCUGACAGAUGGAUGGACAGACAGAGGGCAGAGGGCUGCAGUGGCACCACAAUGGGACAGCACCACCACGGGAUGGCACCGUGAUGCCCGCUGGCUUGGCUGCACACGGCCCAGGCAGCACGUCCACCCUGCUGCAGGGAUGGUGCACAGCCAGCCCUGCUCUGUAACCUCACGCAAGGAGCUACCAAUGUCUGAAUGUCCUCCCUGUUCUACCUGCAACCCUUGGCUUUCACAAGUUGAAGCCAGGAUGCCCGCAGGGGCAGGGGGCAGUUCAGAGGGACUUUGGUUUCCUGCAGAGAUGGCAGGGAGGAGAGGCAGCCAGCCCUCCUGCUGCUGGUCACUCAUCCCCAUCCCACAGCCAGGGCGAGCACAGGGAGGCAGUGCCCACACACCUGAGAGCACAGCAAAGAUUUCCAGGCUCAGCAUCGCCCUCCUCCCAGCCCCUCCUCGGGACGCAGCCCCACUCGAGAACGAUUUCUUUACAGAUUUUUCAGAUUGCAAGAUAAGGCAGAGAUUUCAAAUACAUCUGAGAUAUUUUUUACACCUGUCUUGUUACAGAAUAUCUGAAGUGCAUGAUUUCUACACGCCUUGAUUAUUUGGAAACAGGCUCUGAGGAAGCAGGCUGGCUUGGUAACUGUGACAGUUUGGUAACAUUCCUACAGUGGAUAAGUAAAGAUUAUCAAUAAACUGUUGUGCUGAAAACA